Molecule: messenger RNA, 6902 nt
Organism: Salvelinus fontinalis (brook trout)
Lineage: Eukaryota; Metazoa; Chordata; Actinopteri; Salmoniformes; Salmonidae
Product: interleukin-17A-like
Exons: 3
Coding region: 6458-6898 (146 amino acids)
Cellular component (GO): extracellular region
Molecular function (GO): cytokine activity
Source: RefSeq, a predicted model, not a curated record
GAAAGUUGAACACCAGACGGGCUGCGGCGUUCUGGAUGAGUUGUAGGGGUUUAAUGGCACAGGCAGGGAGCCCAGCCAACAGCGAGUUGCAGUAAUCCAGACGGGAGAUGACAAGUGCCUGGAUUAGGACCUGCGCCGCUUCCUGCGUGAGGCAGGGUCGUACUCUGCGAAUGUUGUAGAGCAUGAACCUACAGGAACGGGUCACCGCCUUGAUGUUAGUUGAGAACGACAGGGUGUUGUCCAGGAUCACGCCAAGGUUCUUAGCACUCUGGGAGGAGGACACAAUGGAGUUGUCAACCGUGAUGGCGAUUAUGUGAAUUAUGUUCUCAGAUCUACUUAGCUAGCUGUCUGGGUGUCAGCGUUUCAGAGAAAGUUCAACCAUCAUUUCCCCCCGGGAAUGCUGUGCCAUGUUGUAGUGUCCCUAGAGCUGUCAGUCAGUGUCAUACAGGUUGAUUGCAUCACUAUCAGAAUAAAAUUAUAUGACACCAAGGUAAAAGGCAGUAACUGUAGCCAAGGGCAGGUUAAAACCAAGCUAAAGGGCAGUAAGUUCAGUUACUAAUAUGACCCCAGUUUUCUCCAAAACACAACACAAUAGAGGCAGGAUACUUGUCCACGUGAUUAAGCAUGUAGUUAAUGUAGCACAAAUUACAUGAACUAAUUCUCGACCAAAUGAGCAGCUACUGCCAUUUUGCUUGGUCGGGCAUUAUAGCUGCUUUGUGUGAAGGCCUAUGUUUCAGCCCAGCACGAAUACAUGUACGUGAUUCACCUAAGUAAGACAUUGAUUAUGAGAUCACUAGUCGAAUCAGGUGUGUUUGUGCUGAGCUGAGCUGGAACACAAGCAUGUACACCAGGUAGGUCCCCAGGACCAGCAAUGAAGAACAUACAGAGCCACACAUAAACAAAAUGAUAUGCUCUUAUAAUCAAGAAAUUAUACAAUCUAGACUUCACUUUUGUUGAGGAUGCACAAUGUCAGUAAACCAGUCUUAAAGGGACAGAGGGAUUGUUUUUGUUACCCUGUAAGUAGUAUAUGGUCUAUAAAGUGGUGCUGGAGCGCCAGUAGGAGGCACUCUUUUCUCUGGUCUAAAAAAAUAUCCCAAUGCCCCAGGGAAGUGAUUGGGGACUUUGCCCUGUGUAGGGUACCGUCUUUUGGAUGGGAUGUUAAACGGGUGUUCUGACUCUCUGUGGUCACUAAAGAUCCCAUGGCACUUAUUGUAAGAGUAGGGGUGUUAACCCCGGUGUCCUGGCUAAAUUCUGAUAUGGCGGCGGCGGUGAUGGCUGACGUUUUACGGGCUACUAACCAAUAACUUCUUUUGUACAUAAUGUUUCUGCCACAAUCUCUUAUGACCGAAAAGAGCCUCUGGAUAUCAGGACAGCAAUUACUCACCUCAUACAGGACAAAUAUUUUUUCUUUAAUGAGUCGGACGCAAAGUAUUUACUUCAGACACCCGACAAGGCCCAAAUCCCUGUCAUUUGCAUGAAGAACAGACAGAGAUAUAGGGGACGUAGGUCGUGGUGCCUUGUAAGGAUCCAACGGCGAGUGAGUAAUCUGCCUUUACCAUCAGUCCUAUUAGCCUACGUGCAAUCAUUGGAUAAUAAAAUGGAUGAGCUCCGAUCAUGACUAUCCUAUAACGAGACAUUAAAAACUGUAAUAUCUUAUGUUUCACCGAGUCGUGGCUGAACGACGACAUGGAUAACAUACAGCUGGAUGGGUUUUCCGUGCAUCGGCAAGAUAGAACAAAUGCCUCCGGUAAAACAUUGGGAGGCUGUAUGUGUCUAUUUGUAAGUAACAGCUGGUGCACGAAAUCUAAUAUUAAGGAAGUCUUGAGAUUUUGCUCACCUGAGGUAGAGUAUCUCAUGAUAAGCUGUAGACCACACUAUUUACUAAGAGUUUAUCUAUAUUUUUCAUAGCUGCCUACUUAUCACCACAAACCGAUGCUGGCACUAAGACGGCACUCAACGAGCUGUAUAAGGCCAUAAGCAAACAAGAAAAUGCUCAUCCAGAGGUGGCACUGCUAUUGGCUGGGGAAUUUAAUGCAGGGAAACUUAAAUCCGUUUUACAUAAUUUCUACCAGUAUUUUACAUGUGCAACCAGAGGAAAAACAACUCUAGACCACCUUUACUCCACACACAGAGACACGUACAAAGCUCUCCCUCGCCCUCCAUUUGGCUAAUCUGACCAUAACUCUAAAAACUAAAGCAGGAAGUACCAGUGACUCGCUCAAUAACGUGGUCAGAUGACGCAGUAUGCUAAGCUACAGGACUGCUAGCACAGACUGGAAUAUGUUCCGGAAUUCUUCCAAUGGCAUCAGUCACUGGUUUCAUCAAUAAGUGCAUCAAUGACGUCGUCCCCACAGUGACCGUACAUACAUACCCCAACCAGAAGCCAUGGGUUACAGGCAACAUCCACACUGAGCUAAAUGAUCCUCUAUGCCCUCGUGAACCAUCAAACAGGCAAAGCGUCAAUACAGGACUAAUAUUGAAUCGUACUACACCGGCUCCAGCGCUCGUCGGAUGUGGCAGGGCUUGCAAACUAUUACAGACUACAAAGCGAAGCACAGCCGUGAGCUUCCCAGUGACACGAGCCUACCAGAUGAGCUAAAUAACUUCCCUGCUCGCUUCGAGGCAAGCAACACUGAAGCAUGCGUGAGAGCAUCAGCUGUUCCCGACAACUGUCUGAUCACGCUCGCCGUGGCUGAUGUGGGUAAGACCUUUAAGCAGGUCAACAUUCAACAUCCGGAAUACCAGGACGUGUUUUCGGAGCAUGCGCUGAACAACUGGCAAGUGUCUUCACUGACAUUUUCAGCCUCUCCCUGACCGAGUCUGUAAUAGCAACAUAUUUCUAGCAGACCACCAUAGUCCCUGUGCCCAAGAACACCAAGGUAACCUGCCUAAAUGGCUACAGACCCGCAGCACUCACGUCUGUAGCCAUGAAGUGCUUUGAAAGGCUGGUCAUGGCUCACAUCAACACAAUUAUCCCAGUAACCCUAGACCCAAUCCAAUUUGCAUACCGCCCGAACAGAUCCACAGAUGAUGCAAUCUCUAUCGCACUCCACACUGCACUUUCCCACAUGGACAAAAGGAACAUCUACGUGAGAAUGCUAUUAAUUGAAUACAGCUCAGUGAUUAAUACCAUAGUGCCCUCAAAGCUCAUCACGAAGCUAAGGACCCUGGGACUAAACACCUCCCUCUGCAACUGGAUCCUGGACUUCCUGACGGACUGCCCCAAGGUGGUACGCAUCUGCCACGCUGAUCCUCAAUACGGGGCCCCCUCAGGGGUGAGUGCUCAGACCCCUACUGUACUCCCUGUUCACCCAUGACUGCAUGGCCAAGCACAACUCUAACACCAUCGUUAAGUUUGCCGACAAUACAACAGUGGUAGGCCUGAUCCUCAACAAUGAUGAGACUAUAGGGAAGAGGUCAGAGACCUGGCAGUGUGGUGCCAGGAUAACAACCUCUCCCUCAAUGUGAUCAAGACAAAGGAGAUGAUUGUGGACCACAGGAAAAGGAGGACCGAGCACAAUCCCAUUCUCAUCGACGGGGCUGUAGUGGAGCAGGUUGAGAGCUUCAAGUUUGUUGGUAUCCACAUCACCAACAAACUAUCAUACUCCAAUCAAGCCAAGACCGUCGUGAAGAGGGCACGACAACGCCUAUUCCCCCUCAGGAGAUGAAAAGAUUUGGCAUGGGUCCUCAGAUCCUCAAAAAGUUCUUCAGCUGCACCAUCGAGAGCAUCCUGACUGGUUGUAUCACCGCCUGGUAUGGCAACUGCUCGGCCUCCAACUGCAAGGCACUACAGAGGGUAGUGUGUAUGACAGCAAUGCAUGCUUUGUUUUUUUCCCCCUAGCACUGUUUCCAUAUGCUAACAUUUUAGCAUUUGUGGCACAAAUCCUAUUCACGUCCUGGUACCGAUAUUAGCAUUUAUCCCACAUCUUGUUCAAAUCAUCAACAGUUGAAGUUGUACAUACACCUUAGCAAAAUACAUUACAUCUCAUUUUUCCAUAAUUCCUGACAUUUAAUCCAAGAAAAAAUUCCCUGUUUUAGGUCAGUUAGGAUCCCCACUUUAUUUUAGAAUGUGACAUGUCAGAUUAAUAGUAGAGAGAAUGAUUUAUUUCAGCUUUUGUUUCUUGCAUCACAUUCCCAGUGGGUCAGAAGUUUACAUACACUCAAUUAGUAUUUGGUAGCAUUGCCCUUAAAUUGUUUAUCUUGGGUCAAACGUUUCGGGUAGCCUUCCACAAGCUUCCCACAAUAAUUGGGUUUUGGCUCAUUCCUCCUGACAGAGCUUGUGUAAUUGAUUCAGGUUUGUAGGCCUCCUUGCUCGCACACACUUUUUCAGUUCUGCCCACAAACUUUCUAUAGGAUUGAGGUCAGGGCUUUUGUCACGAUCGUCUUCGUGAGAGAGAGUGGACCAAGGCGCAGCGUGUGCAAAAUACAUCUCUUUUAUUUUAGAGAAGGGAAAAAACAUGCAACGAACACUAUUACAAAAACGAAAACAAAACAACAAACGAUCGUGAAGCUAAAUACGUAAGUGCAACCACAAGCUACAAACGUACAACAUAGACAACACCCCACAAAAGCCUACUGCCUAUGGCUGCCUUAAAUAUGGCUCCCAAUCAGAGACAAUGAAUGACAGCUGUCUCUGAUUGAGAACCAAUCUAGGCAGCCAUAGACAUAACUAGACAACAUUACUCUACUCUGCCCCAUACACAUACAACACCCCUAGACACUACACAACACAUACAUUCCCCAUGUCACACCCUGACCUAACUAAAAAACAUAAAGAAAACAAAGAAUACUAAGGCCAGGGCGUGACAGCUUUGUGAUGGCCACUCCAAUGUCUUGCCUUUGUUGUCCUUGAGCCAUUUUGCCACAACUUUGGAAGUAUGCUUGGGGUCAUUGUCCAUUUAGAAGACCCAUUUGCGACCAAGCUUUAACUUCCUGACUGAUGUCUUGAGCUGUUACUUAAAUAUAUCCACAUAAUUUUCCAUCCUCAGUAUACCAUCUUUUUGUGAAGUGCACAAGUCCCUCCUGCAGCAAAGCACCCCCACAACAUGAUGCUGCCUCCCCAGUGCUUCACGGUUGGGAUGGUGUUCUUCGGUUUGCAAGCGUCCCCCCUUUUCCUUCAAACAUAACGAUGGUCAUUAUGGCCAAACAGUUCUAUUUUUGUUUCAUCAGACCAGAGGACAUUUCUCUAAAAAGUACGAUGUUUGUCCCCAUGUGUUGUUGCAAACCGUAGUCUAGCUUUUUUAUGGCGGUUUUGGAGCAGUGGCUUCUUCCUUGUUGAGCAGCCUUUCAGGUUAUGUCGACAUAGGACUCCUUUUACUGUGGAUAUAGAUACUUUUGUACCUGUUUCCUCCAGCAUCUUCACAAGGUCUUUUGUUGUUGUUCUGGGAUUGAUUUGCACUUUUCGCACCAAAGUACGUUCGUCUCUAGGAGACAGAACGCAUCUCCUUCCUGAGUGAUAUGAUGGCUGCGUGGUCCCAUGGUGUUUAUACUUGCGUACUAUUGUUUGUACAGAUGAACGUGGUACCUUCAGGUGUUUGGAAAUUGCUCCCAAGGAUGAACCAGACUUGUGGAGGUCUCCAAUUCUUUUCAGAGGUCUUGGUAGAUUUCUUUUGAUUUUCCCAUGAUGUCAAGCAAAGAGGCACUGAGUUUGAAGGCAGGCCUUGAACUACAUCCACAGAUACACAUCCAAUUGACUCAAAUUAUGUCAAUUAGCCUAUCAGAAGCUUCCAAAGCCAUGACAUCAUUUUCUGGAAUUUUCCAAGCUGUUUAAAUGCACAGUUAACUUAGUGUAUGUAAACUUCUGACCAUCUGGAUUUGUGAUACAGUGAAUUAUAAGUGAAAUAAUCUGUCUGUAAACAAUUGAUGGAAAAAAUGUAUUGUGUCAUGCACAAAGUAGAUGUCCUAACCGACUUGCCAAAACUAUAGUUUGUUAACAAUACAUUUGUGGAGUGGUUGAAAAACAAGUUUGAAUGACUUUAACCUAAGUGUUUGUAAACUUCCGACUUCAACUAUAUAAGUGACUAACGUUGAUAUUUGUACUAGGUCUUGAAUCGGAUUUGUGCAACAAAUGCGAAAAAAUUACCAUACCGAAACAGUGCAGGGAAACUAAACCUAAGUAUGAAUUUCUGUCAUACCCUGUCCAUUGACUGCUUACAGGGUAAGGAAACCAAUAGGUAAUUUGUAAUUUGGGUGAACUUUAACACGUUUUUGCGUGGUGUUUCCACACCGAAGGCGCCUGGAAGUAGAUUUAGUGAUAAGGCCAACUAUUUCAGAUCUGCAGAAUCCCCCUUUGUUUCAAAUGGUCUACAAACAGGUCAGGUCAGAGAUAUUAUCUCAUUUUCAUCUGUUUUCAUUAUUACAUGCAAAUUUACCACUCAAGGCAUUCAGAUAAAUACAUCACACCCGGAGGUAGAAGUUCGACAUAAAGACGUGACAGAUAGACAAACAGAGAUCAGAGAUGGAUCUCAAAAGCAACGUUUCGAAGUACCUGGUUGUGUGCUGUGUGUCUAUGCUGCUGGGCCUGACCAUGGCGAAAGGAAAGAAGGGGACAAAUGAGAGGUGUAACGAAACACUGAUCAUCCCUUCAGACUACUACAAGAUUCCCACAGAGGAAUCAGAGGGAAAUGGGAACAUUCACACACGCUCUCUGUCACCCUGGACCUGGAAAAGCACUACAGUGGAGAACCGUCUUCCUCAGACCAUGUGGGAGGCCGAGUGCAGCUUUAUGUACUGUGACAACCCCACCAACAGCAGCCAGUACAUGCGCUACGGGCAGAACUCUGUACCUAUCUACCAGCAGGUCUUGGUACUCUACAUUUCAGCCACCAGGAAGUGCUACAGCGCCUCUUUCCUGUCUGUUGCCGUGGGGUGCACCUGUGCCUGGGCAAGGACUAGUUGAUGUA